AAAUCAGAUUUACUUGGAAAUGGACGUGGAACGUUUAAUGCAAGAUUUGUCGGUCCCUCAACUUCAGAAUAUUCAUUCAAUGUUGAAAUGGAAGAAAAGAAAGAAGAAUUACGACAAAUGGUAGGUCGUCGAUAUCGAGAUGUACUUGAAGCUUCAAGUGCUGUUCAACGUGUUUCUCAAAUAGCUGACACGUUUGCAAAAACAGUUCAUGAUAUUCGUCUUGUUGGCGCGGAAAGAAUGGCUACCAAAUAUUCAGAAAUCUCGGUUAUAGUUAUUCAGCGAAUUUUGGCAUUAAAUAAGUUUUCUUCUAUGAUCGACCAUUUCAGUCCAUUGUCGAAUGCAUUUUUAAUGUUAGUCAUUGAAAAUAUUCAUCGAUAUUUAUGUACGGAUACAUAUCAGACGGACGAUUUAAGGCGUUUCACAAAAUAUAUGUCACGGAAAUUAUUCCGAAAAAGAUUAAGGCUUGAAGAGGAAUUAGUUAAUAAAAUUAGUUUAUUAUCAAAUAUCGAUGAUGUUGUUAACAAUUUAUCUGCAAUUAUUUUAUUAACAAAGAUUUCAUUCGAAAAAUUAAUUGAAUUGUUCAUGGAGAGGAAAUUAAGUGCUAUAAAUAAAAAUCUACUCGAUUCGCCUUCACUGAUUGAUAUAGUUUGGAAUAUUCGUUUAUCACUUCAAUGUAUGAGGGAAAUUUUUAUGAAUGGAAAACUCGUUAAUAAUUUACAAAUGAUAGCUGCUGAUGGAUGGAUGCCUAGUUCGUUUUGCUGCAACACAGAAAUGAAAUUAUCAUUUUUUGUUUCAUUUUUUAAUCCUAACUUUAUAUAA
Messenger RNA from Dracunculus medinensis (Guinea worm), 819 nucleotides. The record is from the annotation of a GenBank genome assembly. Lineage: Eukaryota; Metazoa; Nematoda; Chromadorea; Rhabditida; Dracunculidae.